Messenger RNA from Aspergillus bombycis, 1881 nucleotides. RefSeq names its product alkyl/aryl-sulfatase. Gene Ontology annotation, biological process: dodecyl sulfate metabolic process. The transcript has a single exon. Gene Ontology annotation, molecular function: linear primary-alkylsulfatase activity; protein dimerization activity. NCBI's taxonomy places the organism in Eukaryota, Fungi, Ascomycota, Eurotiomycetes, Eurotiales, Aspergillaceae. The coding region runs from base 1 to 1881 and encodes 626 amino acids. The record is from RefSeq and is a predicted model, not a curated record.
AUGUCUUCAACGUCCUACCCACCUGAGGACCCUACCGACAAGACCAAUGCCUCUCAAGGACUGAUCACCAGUCUCGAGCCCUGUGUGGUCUACUCCGACACCGACCCUGGCCGAGCCAUCUGGGAUAACGACUCUUUUGACUUCUUAGCAGAAGAGUACCCUUCCCAUUUCGCCAACCCGUCGCUGUGGAGACAGUCUCAGCUUUGCCACAAGCAAGGUCUCUUCAAAGUUCAGGAUGGGAUUUACCAGGUCCGCGGACUGGACCUCUCCAACAUCACUUUCGUCGAGUGUCCGAAUACAAAAGGCGUGGCCGUUAUUGACCCACUGACCUGUGUCGAAACCGCCAAGAAGGCGCUGGGCCUAUACCAAGGCCAGUUUCCGGAUCGGGUUAUCAAAGCCCUCAUCUACACCCAUUCUCAUGUAGACCACUUCGGCGGAGCCAAAGCCAUUGCAGAUGCCGCUGCCGAGGGUCUGAAGGUGUACGCGCCUAAUGGAUUCCUUGAACAUGCCGUGAGCGAGAACGUCUACUCUGGGAACGCCAUGGGCCGUCGUGCGGUCUACAUGUACGGCGAGUCUCUCCCCCGGCAGCGGGACGGCCAGAUCGGCUGCGGGCUGGGUCUCACCGUUUCAAUAGGUGUAUCGGGACUGAUUCCGCCCACGACUAACAUCCACCAGUCGGGGGAGAAGAUCAUCGUAGACGACGAUCUGGAAAUCGAAUGUCAGUUAACCCCAGGCACGGAGGCGCCGGCCGAGAUGAACAUGUAUUUCCCGCAGUAUAACGCUCUGUGCAUGGCCGAAAACGCCACUCACACUCUGCACAACAUCCAAACCCUGAGGGGGGCCUUGGUCCGCGACGCCCGUGUCUGGGCUAAAUACCUGGAUGAAGCGAUCGUGCGCUAUGGGAAGGACGCCGAUGUCGUAUUCUCCAGCCAUCACUGGCCGACAUGGGACAACGAGAACGUCAAUGACUUCCUGACCAAGCAGCGCGACCUCUACGCCUAUCUGCAUAACGAAACUCUCCGUCUUCUCAACACGGGCCAAACCGGCAUAGAAAUUGCGGAACAAUUCCAGCUCCCGCCAUCCUUGAACAACGCCUGGAGUGCGCGCGGCUACUACGGUUCAAUCAGCCACAACGUCAAGGCGAUCUAUAACCGCUACAUGGGCUGGUUCGACGGAAACCCGGCUCACCUAUGGGAGCACCCGCCGGUGGCAUCCGCAACGCGCUACGUGAAAUGCAUGGGCGGGAUAGAGAAAGUGAUCGACCUGGCCAAAGAGUUCGCGGACGAGGGCGACCUUCGCUUCGCCACAACACUCCUGAACCAUGCCGUGUAUGCAGACCAAAACAAUGAGCGGGCCCGAAACGAGCUCGCAUCCGUCUAUCGCAAACUGGGCUACGGCGCAGAAAACGGCGCCUGGCGUAACUUCUAUCUGACGGGGGCGCGCGAGCUGAACCCUCAGAACAAACCGCAGGGUUCCCAGUUAUCCAUGUCGGUGGAGCUAUUGAUGGCGCUUGAUUUGGAGCAAUUGUUUGAUACUAUUGCUAUGCGGGUGGAUGGACCGAAGGCAUGGGGUCGGUCGUUCGCGAUUGACUUCAUGAUCGCGGGCAUGCGCCGGGGGUGGCAUUUGAAUUUGAGCAAUGGUGCCAUCACUGGCCAUGAAAUCGUGUACCGGGAGCCGAAGGACGCGGCAGAUGCAACUUUGGUGGUUUGGUUGACACAUAGGGAUCUGGUUGCUUUGGUUGCUAGAGACCGAAAGAGCCUGGAUGGCCUCACUACGACUGGAGACGUGAAAUGUUGGGAGACGUUGGCGUCGUUGCUCACUACACCUGACCCUGCUUUUGCGAUUGUAACACCCAGUGCGAUAUAUAGUUCAUCUACCUAA